GUGCGACAGGCGCACUUGGGUUGGGAAUGGAUAUCAGUCGUUUGGUGCAGCGCGUAUCCGUGCUAGGUUUGAGAUCAUCGGCAGUACGCCUAGGUAGCUGCAGAAGCAUAUCCACAUCGAAUAUCAGGAUGGAGAAGGCAAUGGAAAAACUACAGACCAACCCCUACUACGAGAAGUAUGCAGACCGCAUCGCGCGCCUGCAGAAAACUGAUCCCAAUGAAUUUUUGGAGCGUGUUGCGCGCACAGUGAGCCCGGAGCGCAAACCCAGCGGCGAGGGCAAAGCCCCAGUGGAUACUAGUCAAUAUUCUUCAGUGCUAAAUCCUAAAGAAGCUUUACCAGAGGGUGUAGCUGCAGAAGAAAAAAAGCUAGAUGCUAUUUUUAAAACUGAGCUAGUGAAAGACAAAGAUGCAUCAGAGAUUCAAGUGAUCUGGCAAGAAUACCACAAAGACAAAGAUGUGAUCGCGGCAACAAUUCCUGCUGAUACCUAUACUGGUUUACGUGAGAAUAUGAAGCAGUUCCCGACAUUCCUGUUCCCGCUGCCUCGGGACCAGGGCUAUGAGUUCAUAGUUUGUCAAACCUUUGGGCAUUCUGUGCAUUUUACUCCACUACUGGCAUUCCAGGUUCACAAAGAAAAUGCUCCAGAAUGUCUGACAAUGGUCCACUACACUGAACUGAAGGACAAGGGUAUAGUGUUGAUGCGUGGCGAGUAUGACACGAAUGUGCUGAGCGGACGCGAGGCACUGUGUCUGGCCAACCAGUUCCAGUUAUACUAUGGUGCCAGUGCAGAACCAGCGCGACGUGAGCUCCUGCAGUGCUUCACUGCCAGCCCUGACAAUUUCAAACACAUGGACCUCAUUGCACAGCUGGAAAACAUUUCCCUUGUCUAGAUUCACCUGCUGGAAAACCCAGAUUUGUAAUUAUGAAUAUAAAAUUAUACCUAGAAAAUAUUAUA
Molecule: messenger RNA, 952 nt
Organism: Cydia amplana
Lineage: Eukaryota; Metazoa; Arthropoda; Insecta; Lepidoptera; Tortricidae
Product: ATP synthase mitochondrial F1 complex assembly factor 1
Exons: 4
Coding region: 27-887 (286 amino acids)
Biological process (GO): mitochondrial proton-transporting ATP synthase complex assembly
Cellular component (GO): mitochondrion
Source: RefSeq, a predicted model, not a curated record